AUCUCACUUUCCCUUUCCCUUACACAGUAGUUCUUUCCCUCCUUCUCCUCUUUCCGCCUUCCCUGGGCUUCCUAUCCUCUCCUUCGGCUUCCCCUGGGCUGCGGACUAUCCAUGAAUCAUGAAUCUUUGUCUGUUUGCGUUGCUCUUUCUGCAACUUGCAUUUGCUCAGCGCCAAGAUGAGGAUCUCAUGACCUUUGUUACGCUUCCUGAGGUCAGGGCUCUGAAAUUCGAAAUCACUCACAAUGACCGAGAUCGUGCGAGUCCCGGUUACUGGUUUGUCGCACCGUAUGGUCUGAUCGACCCGGAGACGCCGACACGCAAGUAUCUGCAGUAUCAGGUCGGACCCUAUAUCUAUGAUCAAGAUGGCGUUCUCAUCUGGGCCGGAUCACCCAUGUUCGACAACCGAAACGUCUUCGAUUUCAAAGCAGUCCACAAUAUCGAUGACAAGCCACACUUAUCCCUAAUCGCGCAGCGGUCCUUUGACGGAGACAUUCAGGGAAGCGGCGUGAUUUUGAGCCAGCAUUAUGAGGUCGAGUCGCAGGUCUUCAAGUUGCCCAACACCUGGGAAUUCAAUGUCCACGAAUUCAAGAUCCUUGACGGCGGAAGAUCGGCCCUGGCUUGCGUCUACCAGUCGAAAAUGCUUGACAUGACUGACGUGGGCCAUCCGGGGGAACAGAAGCUUUUUCUGACCGGUGGAUUUGCAGAGCUGGAUCUGACCACGGGAGCACCGUUGUUUGAAUGGGACUCUGCCGACCACCUGGGUCUGCAUGAGACCGACCGGUUUCACACGUGGGACGAACCAAUGGGCGACUGGGGAUGGGACUCCGUGCACAUGAACGCGGUCGAUAAGAAUGCUGCUGGCGAUUAUAUCAUCUCGAUGCGGUUCACUGAUACGAUCUAUAUGAUCUCCGGAGUUGAUGGCCGGGUCAUGUGGCGGUUGGGUGGACCAGAAAGUAACUUCGUCCAGGACUUUGUCUUCUCUAAGCAGCACGAUGUUAAAUUUGUCACGUCAAACGGGACGUAUCAUAUCAUUUCAUUCCUGAACAACGCCUCGGAUGAAAUCACGACGGAUGAGAGUGUUUCAUCGGCCCUAUUUGUGGAGCUGGAUACGGUGGCCAGUCCGAUGACAGCCCGAUUGAUCGCACGCUAUAACCGUCCAGAUGGUCAGCUAUCUCGACUGCGAGGCAAUGUCCAGAAUCUCCCGAGCGGCAAUGUUUUCGUUGGCUGGAGUGAACGAGGCUACCAGAGCGAGUUCUCUCCGGAAGGAGAUGUCUUGAUGACUGCUCGGUUUGCAUCAGAUCGCUUCUCGACCUACCGCGCAUACAAGUACGAAUUCAGUGGUCGGCCUCGCGCACCCCCCGACUUGGUGGCGUCUGUAUAUGGCACAGACGAGGACGACCUGAUGACGGUCUUCUACGUGAGCUGGAACGGCGCCACGGAUGUGGCCGGAUGGAACUUUUACGCCCAGGCGUAUGAUGGCGGAGCCCCCGUACUCAUCGGUUACGUGGACAAAACCGAUUUCGAAACCAUGUACAUGGCCCACGGGUUCCUAGACUGGGUGUCGGUCGCGGCCAUCGACCACGAGGGUAAUGUGAUGGGAACUUCUGUCGUGCAUCGCACUAAGAUUCCCGACAAUUGGAAGGCUGCUGGGUUUGUAGGAUCGUCCCAAGCUCCCGCCCCGGUGAACCCAUCGACGAUUCACAAGGAAGCUCACGCCAGCGAGGAAUCCCUGGGCCAUUCCACGGUGUCUGAUGCUGAUACCAAGGAUGCCAUUGCAGCUCUCUCCCAGGCGUACGAGGUUGUCCGCAGGCUCGGAAGCCUCCUCAUUCUCAUUCUGGUCGGGUCAUCUAUCCUCGGGGUUCUCUUGGGCGUCUUUUGGGUCCUUCGUCGUCGCCGGCGAACACCGACUUAUCGGCAUGUUCCUUCGGAGGAGAGUUUCCCUAUGGAGGAGAGUCCAUUGCGAGGCAACGGGUCCGAAUAACGAUCUAAUGGCGGUUGGUGAACGAUGAGAAAAGAGGGCUUUGUGUAAUACACUUUAGUUGGGGUCGCAUAAUUCUUGUAUAUAGCUUUGCUCUUCAUGGAGAGAUGCAUCAACUGGUCUUGAUUGUGCCGUAUGACUAGAAGCGACCGGGGGAUUUCACCUUGCGGUGAGCUAAUCGUCAUAGAAGCAAGGCAGAUGGCGGUCUGCAAAAGUAGGCCCAUCAAUCUAUAAACCGAACCGACGGCAUGAAUCCAUGGACAGGAGAACCAUGGUACAAUGACAAUAACAUCCACCCCCCGAAACGUCAAAAUAAACAUGGG
Messenger RNA from Aspergillus sclerotioniger CBS 115572, 2301 nucleotides. RefSeq lists its product as uncharacterized. The record is from RefSeq and is a predicted model, not a curated record. Lineage: Eukaryota; Fungi; Ascomycota; Eurotiomycetes; Eurotiales; Aspergillaceae. The coding region runs from base 119 to 1981 and encodes 620 amino acids. The transcript is spliced from 3 exons.